This is a messenger RNA of Dicrocoelium dendriticum, 498 nucleotides long. NCBI's taxonomy places the organism in Eukaryota, Metazoa, Platyhelminthes, Trematoda, Plagiorchiida, Dicrocoeliidae. The record is from the annotation of a GenBank genome assembly.
AUGACGUUUCGUGAUCCUUCUUCAUCUACUGAUGCCCGUUUGUAUCGCACCGAACACUACAAAUUUGACUGGACGGUUGAUUUCACCGAAUCGGUAAUCAGAGGCUCUGCAUCGCUGACCGUGACCAAGUUGCACCUGAAAGCUGGUGCGCCGCUAAUUCUUGACGUCAAUGGUCUCGAUAUCCAAACUGUCAAGGUUGGCAACACACUGGUUCACUGGAAGAUCCUGCCAAACCCAACUGCAGCUUUGGGCUCGAGUCUGGAAAUCGAAAUCCCCGUGAGCGACAAUAAGUUUGAAGUCGAAGUGGUUUACAAAACAUCUCCCAACUCCUCAGCGUUGCAAUGGCUGGAGCCAGCGCAGACAAGGGAUGGUCGCCUGCCCUUCAUGUAUAGUCAAUGUCAAGCAAUACACGCCCGGAGUAUGUUCCCGUGUCAAGACACUCCAUCUGUGAAAGCGACAUUUGACGCUGUGGUAAGCUUGCUCGAUGUGCAUUUAUAA